GCUUGAAUUGUUAUGUCGAAACUUGUUUGUGCCGUUCCGCAUUAGCAAAAGAUAAUCAUAUGCACUGCACGGAUUUUGGCAGCAUUCUAAACCUGCCAUAGGAACCAGAGAGUUCGCUAUUUGUACACAAUCAAAUUUCCUAGUUCUUAAUCACCAAGCAACGGGAUGCGUAAUAGGAUAGCAAUGGGAUGAGAAAAAGGAUGGCAGCCGACGAACAACUGAACUUAGAUGAGCAUCUUCCGUUUAAGGGGAUAAAACUGGAGUGCAAAAAACAGUUUUUCAAUGGGAGUAUCCUCUUGUUUGACGGACAUUGGAAGGACAAGGAAAAUGAGAAUCAUGGUGCUGAAUAUCAACAUGUGAAAUCGACGGCUCCUGGUCUAAAAAAAGAAGUUGCGAUAAGAAGAAUUAAAAAUGAAAACUGUUUUGAUGGGUGGAAAGAUGUGGCCGACAAACUCGUUGACCUGAAUCACAACAAUAUCCUUCGAGUUUUCGGUUAUGAGGAGGACGUUGCCAGUGGAUGGAGGUAUUUUGCUCUGGAACCGUACAGUGCCACUUUAUACGAAUUUUGCAAUGGCAAGUACGAGGGAGCGAUGCCAAAUGAAUCGCAAGUUCUUUGUCAAAUUACGAACGGGAUUUGCCAUCUGCAUUCCGAAGGAAUUGUACAUGGCGAUCUAAAUCCAUUAAACGUCGUUAUUGCUGCCCAGUCUCGUCCUGUGCGCAUGAAAAUUUCAGAUUUUGGAUUGAGCAAAUUCAGUUACGGCAAAAAGCUGUCGGAAGGAAAAAAAAAUAUUGAUGACUAUGAUUGGGAAGUGGAACUCUGUCAGAGAAAGUAUUGGACACUGUCAGAGAAAAGUGACUCCCUGGAAGGAAUCGAAGACGCAACUGAAGAUGUCAUUGCCGCUGGAUGCAUUUUGUUUUAUUAUCUCACUCGUGGAAAACACCUUUUUGGUGAUGAUUCUGAAUCAAUCUUGAAUAACCUCAAGGAAAAGAACCCAGUCAAUGUAGAAGUAUUGAGCAAAUAUCCCUUUGCCUACGAGCCCAUAAAAAAUAUGAUUAUUCCUCCACGAAGAGGAUUCAGCUGGUUGCAGAUAGCAAAUAAGAAAUUUAAUGCAGCACUUUCACUCCAAGUCAACAACAGCAGUAAACGACUUGGCAACGGGACUUUUGGAGACGUGUACGAAGGGAAAUUUAAUGGCGAUCUUGUGGCAGUCAAACAAAUUAAGACGACAACGGCUCAAAAAGAAAUUAUUCAAAGAGAAAUGUGUACACACAUAGAAUUGGAUCAUGUAAACGUCGUGAAACUCUUGGACGUCGUUGAUUCGGCCGACAACACAUUCACGCAACUGGCUUUGGAAUUGUGUGCCGGGACUUUGGCAGACUAUUGCGAAAACAAAUACAACGGACCAGCACUGCCACCCGAUGAGUUGGUUCUCUACCAAAUCGCCAUCGGAUUGGAUUACAUCCAUUCGAGAAAUUUGGUCCAUCGCGACGUCAAACCGGAUAACAUCCUCAUUUCGAUAACUACGCCCAUCCAGAUAAAAGUCUCGGACUUAUCUUUUGUUAAAAAAACGCGAGAAGAUAUUUUUUCUCAGAGUAAAAUCAGAGGGACUCUUCUGUGGAUGGCCCCUGAAGGGCUUAAGUUUUUAGGUGACCCUAAUAACAUGCCUGACGAUCUCCCAGAUGGAACAAUUAAAAGUGACACGUUUUCAUUGGGAUGUUUAUUUUUCUAUUUCCUGACGCGUGGCGUACAUCCAUUUGGGAACAGCGCGACUGCUCCAGCCAAUAUUUUGAAAAACAAACCAGCGGAACUCGCCAACUACAAGCAAAACGACGUAAACAGAAGAAUCCUUGCUGGUUUGAUUGAGUCUAUGAUUAAAUUUAAAGAAAAAGAAAGGAUUGGAUUGCCUGAGGUCAUCAAAGAACUAGCAAUUUUGUUGUACCAGAAAAAGGAAAAAAUCCAAUGUCGAUUGCGACACGUUGACAUGGCUGGGAGCAUCAUGUAUGCCGUCUGCUCCCACCCCACUGAGCCGAUUUUUGCGUGUAUCAGUAACCAUGAGUUGAUAUUUUACACUGCAGAAAAUUCGUCUAUUCCGUUUUCCAAUUGGAAGAAGAAAGUCAUUUGUCUACCUGAGAUCAUCCAUUGGGGAAAAGUGGAAUCACUUAAAUGGAAUAUUAAUGGGACACAAAUAGCUGUUGGAAGUGUUGACUAUUGCCUUAUUGUUUGGAAUUACCCAGAGUGCCAUGUUCUCUUUGAAAAGCAACUAAAGGUCACUGGAAUUUUAUGGAAUCCAACAAAGCCCAACUUGCUGGCUACUUUUGGACGGCGAUCCAAUCGAGUUUUUGUAUCGGAUUCAUCAACUGGCAACGUUAUCACCACAAUUGACAGUGAAAAGGUUAAGGCUGUGAAGUGGAUUUCGGAAAAUCGAAUCGCCGUGUCUUCUCUUAACGGAAGGAUUCGGAUUUUUGAAGUGGAUGAAAACAAUUUGACAACAACGCGAUUCGUGAAAGAAUUCAGACACGGCAGUGAAUGUGAUCAUCUGGAAUGGAAUGAAAGGACCCAAUAUUUGGCCAAUGGUGGUGGUGACCGGAUUAAUAUUUGGUCCCUGGAUCGUGAUGAGCCCAUUUAUAACCUGCUAAUUGAUGGGGAAAUAGCAGCGUUUGCUUUUCGCCCGCCCAUAGGAAAUGGGGAAGAAGAGGACGGAAUCGAAAUGGCAAGGAAAUCGACCAAAAACUUCAAUUUUGUUUAUGCAUCGCAUUACAAUGGUGUUUUUCUUUGGAAUCCGCUAGAAAACGAACAAAAGCCACGACGACUUUCUGAUGAAUGUGUAGAUUUUCAUUAUACGUUCGCCUUUUCAUCCGAUGGUGGGUUUCUUGCAGCAGGAAGCCUUGAUAAAUUAAUUAUUUGGUCAGCGGAGGACUGGGAACAAAUUUAUGUUUGGGGUAUUCAUGCAAUAGGAUAUGAUUGUUCUUGGCUUUCCACCACAAAUUCUACAAACGUUAACGAGGAUAAAUUUAUGGUCAAUCUUUGGAACAGGCCCAGCACCGUACUUGAAUUUGCGUUGGAGGAAAGUAAAAUUUCUGAUUUAGCUAAUCAAAAUAUUGAAGAAUCCAAUGGGAAUGACGAGGACUUCGAUAGCGACGACGUCAUCCAAAACGCCUAAAUUGGCCAUUCCCCUAAAUGGUACCGAAUAAAAAAAAGUAGGUCCUAAAAAAAAAAAAAAUACUGUCAAAAUAAAAGAUGUUUCAAUUGCAAUUUUCAUCCAAAUGUACGGUGACCCUUUAAACUACGUGUUUGAUUUUUGCAUUCUGCCCUUGUCCUCACUGCCCUACGAAGAAAUCGAUGACCUUUACCGUGGGACUUCUAAAUCGUGCAUCAAUACCACUGCUUCUCUCAAAUUCCUUUUCAG
Daphnia carinata is the source of this 3407-nucleotide messenger RNA. RefSeq lists its product as uncharacterized. Gene Ontology annotation, molecular function: ATP binding; protein serine/threonine kinase activity; RNA endonuclease activity. Bases 189 to 3161 code for a protein of 990 amino acids. The transcript is spliced from 14 exons. The record is from RefSeq and is a predicted model, not a curated record. Gene Ontology annotation, cellular component: IRE1-TRAF2-ASK1 complex. Gene Ontology annotation, biological process: intrinsic apoptotic signaling pathway in response to endoplasmic reticulum stress; IRE1-mediated unfolded protein response; protein phosphorylation. Lineage: Eukaryota; Metazoa; Arthropoda; Branchiopoda; Diplostraca; Daphniidae.